Messenger RNA from Gopherus flavomarginatus (Mexican gopher tortoise), 12343 nucleotides. It is a transcript of the gene TXLNB, whose product is annotated as taxilin beta. The record is from RefSeq and is a predicted model, not a curated record. Lineage: Eukaryota; Metazoa; Chordata; Testudines; Testudinidae. Gene Ontology annotation, molecular function: syntaxin binding. Bases 133 to 1962 code for a protein of 609 amino acids. The transcript is spliced from 10 exons.
CUCUCUCUCUCUCUUUCCCUUGGUAGCUGGAAUACCGGGUGAGAGUCCUGUUGCUGUCCUGACCUUGCCUGCGCCCUCCUCCUGUUUUUUACUCCACUCAACUCUUCUUCUCUUUCUGGUACUACACCAAGUAUGGAGAAUAACCAGCCCACUGAUCUCAAACCUGAACCAAACCAAGCACUCCCACCUGCAAAUAGCACUUCAACAUCACCUAAUCAGAAUGGCCCUGAAAAACAAAACAGUGAGAAAUCCUCUCCCAAGCCCCAGCCCCCAGAGAAUGAAACAAGUGCUCCGCCUGAAAUAACAGUUUGUGACAUAUCUGAAGAGCUGAGCCGACAGCUGGAGGACAUUAUUAAAACCUAUGGGUCUGCUGCUAGUCUAGUGGAGAAAGAGAGAGCUGCUAAAGGAACUGACAAGCCUGAGAAGGGAGAAUCGUUCAAUAACGAGGACGGAGACUAUGACGAUGCAAAUGACGAGAGUGAGAAAGAGCAGAUAGCUACCGGGGAUGCCUCGGGAGCAAAGGAAUCCAGCAUCAAUAAGGAGCAAAAACUGGAAAAGAAAAUCCUGAAAGGGCUAGGGAAGGAAGCCACGAUGCUGAUGCAAAGCUUGAACAAGCUGAGUACUCCAGAAGAGAAGCUGGACAUCUUAUUUAGGAAGUAUGCUGAGAUGCUGGAAGAACAUCGUGCUGAGCAGAAAAAGCUGAAGUAUCUACAGAAGAGACAAGCUCAGAUCGUCAAAGAGAAGGACCAGCUGCAGAGUGAGCACAGCAGAGCCAUCCUCGCCCGCAGCAAACUUGAGAGUCUCUGCCGGGAGCUCCAGAGACACAACAAAACCCUCAAGGAGGAAACUCUUCUACGGGCACGGGAGGAAGACGAGAAGAGAAAAGAGAUCACUAAUCAUUUCCAGGGCACACUGAGUGAUAUCCAGACUCAGAUUGAGCAGCAAAGUGAAAGGAACAUGAAACUAUGCCAGGAGAACACAGAGCUGGCCGAGAAACUGAAAAGCAUCAUUGAUCAGUAUGAACUCAGAGAGGAGCAACUUGAUAAAAUAUUUAAGCACAGAGAACUUCAACAGAAACUGGUGGAUGCCAAGUUGGAGCAGUCACAGGAAAUGAUGAAAGAAGCAGAGGAGCGACAUGAACGAGAAAAGGAAUAUCUACUGACUCAAGCUGCAGAAUGGAAGCUCCAGGCAAAAAUGCUGAAGGAACAGGAGACCGUACUACAGGCCCAGCUUACUCUCUAUUCUGAAAGGUUUGAAGAAUUUCAGAAAACACUGACAAAAAGCAAUGAGGUGUUCGCCAGUUUCAAACAGGAGAUGGAGAAAAUGACAAAGAAGAUGAAGAAGCUGGAAAAGGAUACAGCUACGUGGAAAGCCAGGUUUGAGAACUGUAAUAAAGCUCUAUUGGACAUGAUUGAAGAGAAAGCAAUGAGGGCUAAGGAAUACGAGUGCUUCGUGCUGAAAAUCCAGAGGCUAGAGAACCUUUGCAGAGCGCUGCAGGAAGAGAGGAAUGAACUGUACAAAAAAAUUAAAGAAGCAAAAUUCACUAAUGAGGAAGAGGAGGAUGAGGAGGAUCGAAAUGAUGACAUCUUGGGAAAAGAGGCUGAUGCAAGCCCUUCUGUUACUGAACAGGAUAGUGCAGAGCUGUCCAUUAUUGAUGAGAACAUCCUGAAGAAUCUAGCUGCAGCAUUCAUGGUAACCCAUCACGUGCAGGAUCCCCUCACAGUCUCCAGUGAGAACAGUAAUCCAGAGCCAGCUGACCUUCAAGCAUGCAGUCCUCUUUGUCUCACAGAGCCAGAGCUUCCUUCCCAUCCCACCCCUCAGCCAGAGGCAGGGAAUCCCUCUGGGCUGCUGAGUCUUGCUCUGAAAUCCACUGAAAAAUGUGAAGGAGCCCCAGCAGAGCAGCCUGCUCAAGAUCAGCCCACAGAGCAAACAGUAGAUGCUGACAUGGAAGGAGUAGAUUAAAUGUAACGCUGUUUUCUGGUUUGUCUUUCUACCAAUCACAGCUCCAUUUUCUCCCAAAAUUGAUUUUCUGAAACAAAACAAACAAAAAAAAAAUACGGCCUGAAAACAUGCUCAAAUGUGUUUUAUAGCAGUGUGUAAUGCAUCUUACCUCUUCACCACCACCACCACCACACUAAUAAUGGGUUUGCUAUUUUGGCUGUCCCUCACAUAUGCAAAGCAUAAUAUUUUCUUAAUGUCAGCAAAAUAUAACAAAAUUACAGGAUCUUCUUUCCAGGCAUAAUGAGUCAUCUCACUCAACAAAAUCCAGGCAAACUGUUGAGGUUUCAUGUUUUAAGAAUUGUUGCAAUACAGAUACACAUUUUUUAAAGCUAAAUAAUUAAACAUAUCAACUUGGCUUGAUGUUGCACAAAACAUGCCCUGUUUAGAGGCCAGGUGAGCUUAAUAAAUGAGGUGAUGAGGAUUUGUGAUCAUAGCAGAAGCAUUGAUAGGGUAAAUUGAAGCAAUUAAGAAGUACAAUAAUGGCAUAUUUUUGCAAAAGUUACCUGCACAAAUCACUAACUUGUUAUUGGAAAUUUUGUAUCUAAACACCCACACACAACUCCAAACAUCUACCCCUAAUUGCCAUCUCUGUUCAGUGCUGUGAUUAUGUCAUUGCUUUCAACAGAACCAUAAUGAAAGGGAAAAUUUCUUCGCGAGAUGCCUCAUAAUAUUGCUGUUUUAAUCUUUAGGGACAGAUCCUGGCUUUUAAGCAAUAGAGACUGUGUCUCAGGCAAGUAUACUCUCUUACCAUAUUUGUCUUUGUGCACAGGUGGUGUACAGUCUGCUCUGUCCACAGAUUGCUCCCAGAAGCAUAAGCCCUGGUGUUUAAGCUGUUGCAGUCAGGAAUGGGAACUUGGCUAUCCUGCUUCCUCUUCACUCCCUUUUUGGUAUCCUGCUCCCCAGAGUGGAACAAAAGCAAACAAUCCCUGUGCUUCCCUGAUUGCCAGGAAUGCAGAACAUGGGAGAGAAAGGGUUGCUUGUGCUCCCCUACCCUUCUGCAAGCCCACCCAAGGGCCCCUCACACUCUGGUCCUUACUACUUUAGCCAGCUUCUGUGUGUCAUCCAGAGGUGAAAGUAAGCCGGUACGGUCUGGUACGGCAUACCAACAAGAGCCAGUACACCGUGCCGGUCCGCACCAGCUUCCAUGGUGGGGAUUUAAAGGGCUCUGGGCUCCCCACCACAGCAGGCAGCCCAGAGCCCUUUGAAUCCCGCCCGCGAUUCCAGUGACUGGGCUGGGGCCGGAUUUAAAGGGCUCAGAGCUCCCGCGACUGUGGGAAGCUCAGAGCCCUUUAAAUCCUGCCCACGGCUCUGGUGAACAGGCUGGAGCCGGGAUUUAAAGGGCUCAGAGCUCCCCACAGCGGCAGGAGCUCCAGGCCCUUUAAAUCCCAGCCCGGCAAGGCUCGGGGUUCCCUGCAGCCGCGGGAGCUCUGGGUGCUUUAAAUCUCACCUGCAAGCUCUGGCAGCUGGAGCUGCAGGCGGGAUUUAAAGGGCCCAGAGCUCCAUGUUGGCCGGCACUCCAGGCCCUUUAAUUUGCCCCUGAGCCCUAGAGGCUCCCAGCCACCUCUGCAGCUGGGAGCCCCGGGUUGAUUUAAAGGCCCUGAGCCUCCCAGCCACAGCUGGUGCACCAGGGCCUUUAAAUCUUGAGGCCAUGCCUCUUCCAAUUGAGGCCACACCUCUUCCUGAUGAGGCCAUGCCCCCCUCAGGACUCCAGCAGUACCGAUAAAUCCUGUAAGUUACUUUCACCCUGGUGUCAUCCACUUGUUUUUAGCAUCAUGAGCCAAAGUGGGAGCUUGUAGGGCAUUCAGCAGGAAAUGUCAGGAGUUUUGUUUGGCAGAGAGUCCUAAUCUGCCUGCCUGCCCACUGCUAGAAUCCCUUUCUCAUCUCCAGCAUGCAUCUGCUGCACUUAAUCCAGUGGGCAAGGAGUCCCAGUGGGCCAGUCUGUAUUCUACUCUGGUUCUAUGACUCUCUGGGGAUAUUAGUUGGCAGUUCCUCCAGGGAGCAAUGAGCACAGGCAUGUAUUUGGUACGGUUCAUGGAAUCCCAUGACACCUAUCCUAUCUAUGGCAAGAAGGAGAUCCUGGGUCACAUCUAUGUAGAGUAUGUCAGGUUGAAGCCAUUCUUCUGGCUCCUUCAGAAUAUCUUACUGAGGUUCUGGUUGCACUUUUCCCUUCACCUGUUUGUCCUUGCACAUCUUAUCCAUGGCUGCACGAUGUCGCGAGAUCUCCCCGUCAACCUACUCCUGGUACUGGCCAAAAUGGCCACCACUAAACCAGGAGGAGAAAUCUUGAUGGUGCAGGAGAGGCACUUUGCAACUGUGGGGCCUAUUUCUGUCCCCUCAUCAAAUCAAAUCACUGGAUAGAGUUCUGUGGGUGGUGUCCACUGGCUCCUCAGACUUGAGGGGGGGAGGGAUAGCUCAGUGGUUUGAGCAUUGGCCUGCUAAACCCAGGGUUGUGAGCUCAAUCCUUGAGGGGAUCACUUAGGGAUCUGGAGCAAAAAUUGGUCCUGCCUAGUGAAGGCAGGGGGCUGGACUCAAUGACCUUUCAAGGUCCCUUCCAGUUCUAGGAGAUUGGUAUAUCUCCUAUUAUUAUUUAUCUUUAAGGAGUGAUGGACACUGUCAAGGGUUCUCUGCUUUGUGUCCCCUUCUGGAUCCCUGAUUUUUAACCUUUGACCUUCACUCCCAUUCCUGUUUUCUAAUUCAUUUUCCCACGUAAUCAUUUGUGGCCUGGGCUUAGUUGUUCCUCCCCCACCGGGGGCAGGCCUUUAGCUACGGUUUUGACUAGGCCUGCUGUUUUUAAGAACAUAAGAAUGGCCAUACUGGGUCAGAUCAAAGGUCCAUCUAGUCCAGUAUCCUGUCUUCUGACAGUGGCCUAUGCCAGGUGCCCCAGAGGGAAUGAACAGAACAGGUAAUCAUCAAGUGAUCCAUCCCCUGUCACCCAUUCCCAGCUUCUGGCUACCACAAUAGGUACACUUAAUCCAGGGCCCACCAAUCCCAGUAUCCACAAUAGGUAUACUCAGUCCAGGCCUUCAUGCUACCAGUUCCUGGUCUGACUAUCUCAAGACUGUGAAAAAGCUACUAAUAUGAGAACAGAUAUCCAGAAGUUAGAAAGAGAAAUGUUACACACAAACAAACCCAGCCACACACACGAACACUGAGAAACCUUCAAAUGCUCUAGAAAAUCAUACAUGCAGAUUUAAAUUGAAAUGUUGGUGACCUAGGGGGAAAGAUGUCAUUUGUCGGAUACUGUGAUCACAAAAUUCUUGUUGCAUUUCACCCAAAAAUGAGUCUCCAUUUUUAAUCCUCAUUCAUUCCCGAAGAGAUAAUUCAGCCCAGUUAACACAAUAUAAUUGUUUUCAUUAUUUGCACUGUUUGGUACAAUCUUUUGGUAAGUUAUCUGUUGCAGUAUUCACAGUAUGAUUUUGACAUUUGUUUGUUCUGGGGUUGGACUUAUCCAUUAUGGCUAAAAUUUUCAAAUUUAGAUGCCUAAAGUUAGAUACGUCCUUUUAUAUUUAAGCACCUAAAUGUUGGUAAUCUCCACAGAAAAUCGGGUCACUUAGGUGCCUAGAAUUGAAACUUUUAGCCUAUAAAUUAAUUGUUUCAAUUGCUGAAAAUCUAUAUUCAUGUGGUUUACUUUCUUUAGGUUCCAGUGAUUUUAUGUCUAUAGAAGCUGAGUAUACAUUUGAAGCAUAUAGUUUUGCUUGUUAUUAGAAUGUUUUUAAAUUAAAAUAGCAUGAGUCAUAUAUACAGUAAAUCUCUUUCUGCUCUGAUGAUUUGUGAAUUUUUCAGUUUAGGUUUGUUUGAGGUUUUGUUUUGUUUUGAGGUUUUAGGCUUUGAUUUGGUUUGGUUUGGGGUUUUUUGUUUGUUUGUUUUCGUUUUUUGUCAUUUUAAUACCUGUCUUUGUUUUAUAAUGUCUUCACCACAGCUCCAUCUAAGUUCCUUACAAACUUAAAUAUUCAAUUACAUCUCCAAAAACUACAUUAAAAGAACAUUCAGUUUACAAAGUCAUGAAUUCUGAAGGAAGGAAAUGCCAGAAUUAACAUCGCUCAUGUAACCAACAGACAACAGCCUCAUCCUCUACACCACCCUGACUCAUUCUCAGCACACACCCAUCCUGUGCACUGAGUGAGGUAGGGGUCCUGUGGAAAAUUAGUACGUCAUUAGUAUGCCACUUUUGCUCAUGCCUCUCUUCCCAUCCCAGCUCUUGCUCCUAACUCCCUUCCCCUUCCCCAAGUCUCCCAAUUCCCUCCUCUCCCUCAGGCUCCUGCACCUGUCUUCCAACCAUGCAGCUCUUCACCUACCACCCCACACCACGUAGGCCAGACGGUGAGGCCCAUUAUUGUGCUUAGAAAAUGAGUUUCAUUCCGGCACUAGGUGCACCAUUUACUCUCAGCAUAUUUAUACAGCCAAUAACCCGAGAGGUCUUGUACUAAAAGUUCUCUGCAAGAAACCCUACAGUUUUCUGUCAUGGCACAAAGUUACCAAUUUUGACACCAUACCGAAAAGAGUUCUUAUCCCUAAUUUCAUUAAUACUUGCCCUGUAAAGUCCCAAAUUGACUGCCAAUGAUUGAAAUGUAUAUGGAAGUAUAUUACAGGCAAGGCGGAAUGGACUGAGGAACUUAGAACUCAUACACACAUAAAAAUAUUGCAAAUAGCCAAUUUGGGUGAAAAAUCUUUUAUUUUUAGUAGUUGUGGAUAAUAAAAUGUGCUAAAGAAUUACAAAUUCUUGCCUUACUGGGGUGUUCAUGCAUUAAUCUUUUCUAACAUCAGUCUAACAGAUAAUGUGCAAUAAGCUACCAUGACUAGCUUUUGGUAGUAAGUAUAGGUCAAAGUAUUACCCCAUCCCUAUCAUUUAUUUUUCUUGGCAAUACUCACCUUUCACUGUAGGCUGAAUUAUUUUACCAUUUACCCUCAUGAGAAGUGUUUGUGCACCAGCCUAACUAUGUGAAAUGAUAGAAAAAUGCAUCAAAUAUAUAAAAUUUAUGAAAAUGCUUAAAAUGUAAUUAUUUUCCUUGGCAACGAACAUGUUUUCUUCAGCCACAGCACUGAACCAAGUAAAACACAAACCUUUUGACUGGACUCCCCUUUAUUUCUUAUUCAAAUAUUUAUAAGUGGCAGUUUUUCUGGAUUGGUAUGAACUGACAUGAUUGUUGAUAUCAGUUAAAAUUGUAUUUUCUAUUUCAAGUCCAGUGUUUGUUAUGAAUUAUGUAUAUUGCUGUUGGCCCUGUAGUGCUUAUUCCCUGAGUAAAAUACAUUUUCAUUUCCCAGUCUGGCAUCCUACUCACCACAAUCACUCUUGCCGGACAAGUCAUCAUUGUGAAUAACAGGUUCAGCAGCUUUUUUGUCAAUGCUCUCACACAUCUGACACAAGCAUGGGCAGGAAAUCCCAGUAGUAAGGCAGGAACAAUGGAAAAUCACCCUGUUUGGCAUUUCAUAUGCUUGCAGGCAUGAAGCACUGCAACAUACAAUCUGGUGCUGGAUUUCUUGCCAUCCAGGUGAUGGCAAGCCCUUUGUUUUCUAAAUGCUAUCCAGGGCCAACGGGGGAAUGAGCAUUCAUCCUGUCAACAAGAGAGUGCCUCAUUAUAGCAGCCUGGUAAUUUGCCCACUUGCUGUGUUGAUGUAGAGCAUUACAUGUUUGUGGCAUGCUCAGUUUAGGUAGUGAAGGUGAAGCUAGGCAGAACACGUUGUAUCAGGCAUCACUGACAUCCUAAGGUGAAGCUUGGCCAUACAGAUGGCACACACAUUUCUCAAGCACAAGGAAAGUUGAGUCUUGAAGCAUAAAGUCUUUCCCACGGUCUGUGAAAGCAUCCAGAAACUCUUCACUCUGCAAAGCCACAGCAAAUGCCUUUCUCUUUCCCUUCCCCUAGAAGGCACUUGUAGAAUCACAUCCUGUGAAUGUGUAGAGUCCAAUAAAGGGGAUACUUACCUUCGGGCCUAGAGUUGAAGUGACUUUCUCCAAAUCAAUAGUGUGGCUUUGAUUCCCAGCACAACUGAAGAAAUGUGAAUUGACUGGCAGUUGUGACUUAAGAUUGAUGCCUAUGACUGUAACAUCUGUACUGGGUUCCUAAUUAUCACAACUUGGUAGUCUUUGGCAGCCUGUUUCACAUGAAGAAAUAUACAUGAGUCACAUUCCUCAUGGUCCCAGUUUAAUUCAUCAACAGUUGUGACUAUCACUGAACCCUUCUGCACAGCCAGGCAGCAACACUCUUCUCUAGGGUUUAUGCAGAGAACGAUGUCCUUCCCUACAGCUUGCAAAUCUGCAUCCCUUCACAUCAUGUACAAGAAUGUCUGAAGUGCUUCCUUAUUGUUGCCAUAAGAAAGAAUCUUCUUCUACUGACUGGGUGUUUUCUGGUCCUUUCCAUAGAUUUGUACCACUUGGGAGCCACCUGCUGCUCAGUGACUGUACCACAUUUUUGAUGCUCUCACUUGGUUACUGAUCUGUGACAAAGUCCAAAGAAAGUACAUUUGUACUUUCUUGCAAGCUUAAUUAUGUACAUUAAAAUGGCAUCUGCAAGCUCACCCAAUGUUGAAAGAACAUCACGUAAUGCUUGGAUGACAGCCAUUCCAUCAAAGAUUAUUGCACUAUUCUCUGUAAUGUGGUCAGUAAGGCAGUCUCCACCUUUGGAUUGAAGAUUGAGUAGAGUUGAUUUGUUGGUUUUUGCCAGACCAUCAGCAGCACUAGCAAGAGGGUAGGAAACUGCUGCCAAGGAGUAGGACAAGAUUUCCCAGAGAUUGAGGCUAGAUGUAUAUAACAGUGCAAACCAGUUUAUUAAACUGGAUUUCUUUUGAAUCUUAGAUGAUUGACAAGGGAUUUCCUGAUCUUCAUGACCAUUCUUGAGCAUGGCCAUACUGGUUGAAUACAUGUAACUGGUCAAAUUCAAAGCCUCCAAGCUUUACUACUCUCUCUUUUUAUGUGGUGCAAGUGGCUUAGUACUGGGCUAACUUUUCAAUACUUGCACACUGGAUGCUAAAAAAUGAAGGGGGAAAAAAACCCAAGAUCUAGGAGACAGCAUGAAGCCACUUCCUGAAAAUCUGCAUGGUUGAAAAUGUUUAUUGCUGUACUUGCAAUGUUCCAUAAAUAUUAAUCGUUGCUACAAAAAUGUGGUGGUUCUAGAUACAAGCACCUUUUGUUGUGUUCCUACACUGUCUUCUUUUUAUUUGAUAUUAAAUGUAUCAUCAUUUGAGACAUCAAAAUCUCCCCAUAAGAUGUAAAGACUUUACGUGCUAUUUUCUACAACACUGCCACUAAGAAAAAUAUGCUGUUUGCCAUGAUAAGAUAUGUGACUAUGACUAUUUAGGAAAAAAUUAAUUUUAAGUAUUAUGCAUUUAUCAUCCAAAUACUUUGCCUGGAGUGAAAAUGGAACACAUUAAUAGUGAUACUGAACCAUGAGUAUUGAUGAUGAUAAUACAAAUUGGGAGUGAGGUAAUGUUUUGCACCCCUAAUUUUACCAAAAUAGAGAUAUGGCUAAUUAUUGCACAUAAUCUGUUUGCAUGAUAAAUGAGAAAAAUGUUGGUGUAUAUUAUGCACUAGAUGGACCGGACUUCUGGGCCUUAUAAACAAUUUCAGGCAUAAUUCAAGGGUUUGAGGGAUUUUUUUGAGUAUUUUAAGCAUUUUUUCACCCAUGUGUCAUUUAUAAGCUGCAUUAUGCUUUCACUGAUAAUUUCAAGACAUUUUUGAAUACACUGCAAUUAUUUUUAACCAUCUUGGGCCCAGAUUAGGCAAAUAUUCAGGAAAUUAUAGGCAAAAAUUCUUUAAUCAGCAUGGUGUCACAAACCAUUGCCAGUCACGUAACUUUGGAUGUGCCAUGACAAACACUUCAGGGUUUCUUGCAGAGAACUUUUAACACAAGCUCUCUUGUGGGGGGAGGGAUAGCUUAGUGGUUUGAGCACUGACCUAUUAAACCCAGGGUUGAGAGUUCAGUCCUUGAGGGGGCCAUUUAGGGAACUGGGGUAAAAAUCUGGGGAUUAAGCAGAGGGUUGGACUAGAUGACCUCCUGAGGUCCCUUCCAACCCUGAUAUUCUAUGAUUCUAUGUUACUGUCUACAUCAAAUUGCAUAGACUAUGUAGCGCCCCUCUUGCUGAAAUGGCAUGGCAUAAUAAUGGACCUCACCCAUAUGGCCUACCAUAGUUACUCACCUGUCUGCUUCCUCCUUCUCCUCCACACUGCUUGGGUGCUAGCCGAGGGGAGCACUCAGAACACAGAAGAGACAAUCUCCCUCACAGUUAAGGCAACCAGCACCACAGUGGCCUGCAGUAAAUGGGAGGAGGAGCUGCUAUGGAAAUCCUGGCUUAGCCCCUGUAGCUCCAGGAUGGAGCAUGCUCAGUCACUGUGUGGGGAUGGCCCACAUGCAUAGUCCAGUCUCAUGUAGGAACUGUGUGGAGUAGAGCAAACUCAAUGAAGACAAAAUCUUCAGCAAAUUUAGUUGACAAACUAAGAAGCCUUCUCUGAGCAUGUGUAAGCUGAAAUUUUUCAGAGGCUUAUAACUUGGCCAAAUUUGGUCAGAUUUUCCCCAGGGAUGGCAAAAGACGUAUAUCUCUGGUGCUCACAAUACCCCAGCCAAAUUUCAAGUCCCUGCUCCCAGAGUUGCUACAUCUUCUCAAGGAAACAAGUUGUACACAAUUUUUUAACAUGGAUAAAAUAAUGUAUUUUUCCCUAACCUCAUUCUCAGAAUGAGCUGAACCGUUUUAUCUGAAACUUCCCACAAAAAGUUAGUCUGAGGCAGAUACCCUGCAGGAAAAUUUCUGCCCAAACGUUUAGCCAAACUAUAAGCAACUGAAAACAGGAUCUUAUAACAGCAAGCGCUGGGCAACCUUAACUAUUGGUGUCACUGCCCGCACUAUCUAUAAUACUCUCUAGGGUUGCCACCUGUCUAGCUUUUCCCAGGAUCUUCACUUUUUUGAGGUAGCUGUCCCAGGAUAUCCGUAAGAGUGCUCAGUACACACUGCCAGCUGUCCAGUUUCAUGAGCUCAGGACCAUCUCAGAUGUCCCAGUUUUUCGUACUUCAAAGAUGGCAAACCUAAGGAACUAGUCUCUCUCCCUCUCUCUCCCUCCCACCUCCACCUCCUAAUAAUCACAUCAAUUUAACGCUAGGCCAGAUUCUUCCCUGGUAUAUUUAUGCACAGCUCCUAUUAUACUGCAAUCAGUGAGCACUGCAUAUGCACUCAUGGGACCAAAUUUAAUGCUGAUUUACCCUUUGAAAUGAAUGGCAUUGCACAGUAUGUACAUCAGUGCUCAAUUUGGCCCUUGGUGUUUAUUUUAAAAGUUUGUUUAAGAAACGAUACCAUCAAUCAUGGUAUUUAUACCCUAUCUAUCCCUUCAUGUUGUCCUUUAUUUAUACUGGCAUGUGUUUGAUUCUCAACACUUUAAAUACACUUCCUUUACUUAGACAUGGAGCAAAUAUUAGAUAUGAUUUGUUCGGUUCCCUUUUUAUGCCUCUUUUCCAUUUAGCACAAGAGCUGUGAAGUCUUGUACUGUCCUAAACUGCUAGUAAUUCCUACCCUUGAUGCUCAGCAAGGGUGGCACACCCUGAUUUCCGAAAACGAUGCUCCAAAACAAAGUGCACGAAGAGUUAGGGUUUCCAUCCCUGACAGAGAAAAUUGCCUUCCUGCCAGCAGCACAAUGAACACUUUCAGAGGACACUGAAAUUUCAUAGGCCUCCAUCCUCCCCGUUUCUACAUCCUGAGUGGGAAGGCAAAGCAGGUUCUGGGCUAUGUGCUGAAGGGGCUGUCCAUAAAUUAUGGAAUGCACUAAGAGGUGUGGGUGUCCUUAAUUUUGCAUGUUUGUUUCAGUGUUCCAAGGGGUGGGUGGGUUUUGAAAAUCACAAAACAUAAAUGUGUUAUGUAAUUUAUGGAGAGCUGCAAAGGGAAAAAGGCAACUCUAUCGAAGCAAGUCUGUCACAGCAGCCAAUGCACUCCCUAUUCACAUGGAUGAGGGGCCAUGCAAGAAAAGAGUGUGAAGAGCCAGAAGGCUGCAGAGUCAGGAAAUGGUUGCUGUAUAUUGAGGCCCUGACCAAAUCUGCAUCACAAUAGAUGGAGGUUUAAAGUGAAUGCUUCUUGAAACAGCAGUAAACUCCCCUUGAUACUCUUUGCCCCUAUUCAGCGUGGUCACAGAGUGCAGUCAUGCCUUACAUAGCAACGGAGGUUAUACUGCCAGUUCUGGAGGCCUGUAUAGGAUAAAGAGUUCCUGCAUUUGCACGGGGCGGCUGAGCUUUCCCCCCCUGCACAUGUGCUUUGAGGCUAGUCUCUCUUAAUAUCCCAUUGGAAAUUUUAUCUCCAUGCAAUAGUCUGUCUGCUAAUCCUUACCAAAAUAAAAUACAAUAAAAAAGCUAGACUACAAGUCUACACCUGA